GCUAGAACAAUAGGCCACGGGAUGGGGGAGGAGAGAGUGAGAGAUUGAUGAUUCUGAGAGAAAUUUGGAACGAAAGGCGAGAGGAAAGGGAAAGAAGGCGUGAAGAGGAGGAUCGAAGGAUGAGAGAGGAGCAAGCAAGGUUAGCUCGGGAAGAGGAACAGAGAAGACUGGAACAAGAGGAGAAACGGGAGGCUGAUCGUGAAGCUCGAUUGGCCCGUAUUCUCCGUGAGCAGAUGGAGGAUAUGGAGAAGAAGAAGAAGGAGGGAUCUGCAGAUUUAAGCAAGAAGAAUUGGGAUAGAAUUGAUCCACCGCCGAAAGAGGGGGAUAAGAGCGAAGUCGGUGAAAGUUCGGAUAGUAAGAAACGGGAUCAAGACACCAUGGCGGGAGAUUCUGCUAACCAGCAACAUGGGAUUGGUAGACCUCGCGUUGAGAACGCCGCCUCCCCGUUGGAUGCAGGGCUCCUCAUGAUGGAUAUUGACACAGUAAGGAGGGCUCAAGAAGCACAAGCUGCAAUGUUCCAUCAGAUGCUGACGUGUCUGGAGGCUAUCAGGCAGCAGGGUGCGGGAUCAGCACCUACGGUUGCUACCAGUUCACAGGAUCCAGCAGUAGCUGCUGGGGUCCAACCCGGUGCCAAUCCUCCUGCCCCUCCCACCUACCAACACGCUCAUCCUCCACCUCCUGCGCAAGCCCCUGCCCCUGUUCCGACUGAACCGCCAACUCCUCAACCAACUAAUCCGCCGCCCCCUCCUCCUCCUGCACAGAUGCCUGAGACUCCGGCUCCGACUCGGCCUGUGCCCAGCCACAACGUGCCUGCUACUGAACCAGGUCGUUCUGGUGUGGAUGGUACCCCUUCAGGGGGUGGUUUCUCGGCCAGGCUGGCCGGGAUGUUCGCCUCAGUGGCUGGUAAUGGCACGAGGAGGCGUACCAGUGGCAUCUCCAUUAAUGAACCCAAUAGCCAAGGGCUGGGUUUUGAUCGCAUCAACUGCGGCAAGAAGGCUGCGGAUGCGGGACCUGGGAAGGAGGGGAAAAAGAAGUACGUGGAGGAUUUGACCGAAGUGUUGUUCAACAAGACCAAGCAUGAACUCGACGAGCUCUGCAAAAAGGAUAAGAUUAAAUAUGUCAACAAAAAGAUCACGUCUGCGGCAUUGGCUCGGCUCCGAGGUAUUGAAGCUUCUGGCGAAGGAUCCGAGGAGGACGAAUCUGAGGAGGAUUCUCAAGAAGAGAACCCCUCCUAAUUAGUCUUUCAAUGCCACCUCCGCUUGGCUUGAACUGGAAAAAGUAAGAUGUGAAAGGAAAAUCGGGGGAUGGCGGGGGUACGAAGCAUUUUCUGUCAACCACUUGAUGCAUUUUUUGGUUCUUUUUUUGGCUUUGACUCAGCAGUUGGCCUGGGCAGGGAAGUUUGUAAACGACUGGCGAUUGCUGCUUUUGGAGGGUAAACAGUUAUGUGAAUACGAGGGUCCUUGUGUUUACCUACUAAUCUCUCCUUGGUACCGUGCCACCUACAUUGGGUCGACUACCAGGUCCUUACAAGUAAGAUGGGAGGAACAUGUAAGCAGGGCGAUGCGGUCGGGUGAUGGCAGGAAUCAUAGGUUACGUCGGUGGCUCCAACGUAGGCACUUGUCUAGCUAUGUUGCUAUCCCUAUUGCUUUUCCAGC
Messenger RNA from Chara braunii, 1655 nucleotides. The record is from the annotation of a GenBank genome assembly. NCBI's taxonomy places the organism in Eukaryota, Viridiplantae, Streptophyta, Charophyceae, Charales, Characeae.